AUGCCUUUUGGAGGGGAUAUUGGCCCCCCCUUUUCUGCUCUUUGCUCCCUUGCCACCAUGAGAGGAAGUUUUGAAAACUACUUAAAAAUAGUUAAACAACAAGGGUUUCAAUGCAGUUAUUUGCUAAGCAGAACAAAUAUCAUGGAUUCCUUAAAGAAUGAGGACUUUGACGUGGUGGUAGUUGAAGCAUUGGACUACUGUUCUUUCCUAAUUGCUGAGAAGCUUGGGAAACCAUUUGUGUCCGUUCUUCCAUCCUCAUUUGGUACUUUGGACAUUGGGCUUCCAACCCUUUCUUAUGUUCCAGUGUUCCAUUCUUUGCUGACUGAUCACAUGAACUUCUGGAGUUGAGUGAAGAACUUUCUGAUGUUCUUUGAUUUCUCCAUGAGGCAAAGGAAAAUACAGUCAAUGUUUAACCACACUAUCAAGGAGCAUUUUGCAGAAGGCUCUAGGCCAAUUUUGUCUCAUCUUCUACUGAAAGCAGAGCUAUGGUUUGUCAAUUCUGACUUUGCCUUUGAAUUUGCUCAGCUCCUGCUUCCCAACACUGUUUUUAUUGGAGGCUUAUUGGACAAACCUAUUAACCCAAUACCAGAAGACUUGGAAACCUUCAUCACCAAGUUUGGCAACUCUGGUUUUGUCCUAGUGGCUCUAGGCUCUAUUAUGAGUGAGUACCUGAAGCAGAAAGACCUCAAGGAGAUGAACAGUGCUUUUGCCCAACUCUCCCAAGGGGUGUUAUGGAAGUGUAAGCAUUCUCUUUGGCCCAGAGAUGUCAAAUUGGCUGCAAAUGUGAAAAGUGUGGAUUGGCUUCCCCAGAAUGACCUCCUGGCUCACCCUGGCAUUCAUCUCUUUGUCACAUGUGGUGGGGAGAAUAGCAUAAUGGAGACCAUCCAGCAUGGUGUGCCCAUGGUGGGGAUUCCUCUCUCUGGAGAUCUUCCUGGAAACAUGGUCCAGGUAGAAGCCAAAAAUUUUGGAGUGUCUCUUCCAUUAAAGAAGCUCAAGGCAGAGACAUUGGAUCUUAAGAUGAAACAAGUCAUAGAAGACAAGAGGAACAAGUCUGCUGCAAUGACUGCCAGCACCAUCCAGCACUCCCACCCCCUGAGCCCUUCUCAGUGACUGGUGGGCUGGAACAACAACAUCCUACAGACAGGGGGUGCUGUAUACCUCAAGCCCUAUGCCUUCCAGCAGCCAUGGCAUGAGCAAUAUUUGCUUGAUAUCUUCUUGUUCCUGCUGGGGCUCACGCUGAGCAUUGCGUGAUUCUGUGGGAAGCUGCUGGGUAUGGUGACUAAGUGACUGAGAGGGGAAAAGAAGCUGAAGAAGGCAUGAUGCCAAAUGCAGCUUUAGCAUGGGACUGUUGGAGAGUCCUUGCUUCUUUGAAUCCUCUCAUCCUAGCACAGGCAACCGUGGUGUCCUCCCCUCUUCCGCACCUGCCUGUGUCCUGCUAUUUGCUCUUCACUCUUAUCUGCUUUUGCUUUGAAACCCUUAUGCAGCACUAAUGAGCUUGCAGACUUGCACCCAUGAUUUGGAUGCCUCAAUCAGAUAUAAACUUUCCCAAGCCAGCCAGGCCUCCUCCUCACUCCCUUGCUCCAGACGUAGUGCUCUGGCAAUUUCAUCCUCCCUGUCCAGAUGCUCCAUCGUCUAUUUCUCAUUUUUGCUUCUGUCACUUGAUAUAAAAAAACAUAGGAUAUUUGGCAAAUUCUUCCAUUUUACACCUACAUCUUUUCUGUCCUAUAAGCUGUCUUUAAAGCUCAACAAGCCUGAUCUGCCUCCUUCCACUUAGGCAGAAACAGCAUUUCCCAAAGAAGAGUUAGUUAACUUCACAACAUAAAAGAAAAAACAAAAUACUUUUAUAUGGAAAAAACCCCCCCAAAACCCAAAAAUAGAACGAAUGUCAUAUAUGGAUGAAAUACUGGGAGAAAAAACUUUCAACAUACACCACAUAUAAAGGGCUAAUUACUCUAUAAAAAAUUAAAAUGAAGAAAGAAGCCACGGAGCAUCCAUACAUUGGAAUAAUACACAACUAUAAACUGAUAUGCAGUAGGUUUUAUUAUUGUUAAUUAAAAAAAGGGCAGAAUGAAAGAAUAAAUAUAGAGUGUUCCAUAUUGGUAAGAUAAAGUUGAUGGGGGGCAGAAUAAAAGGAAAUAAAUUCAUCCUUUACAGAAUAUGCAUUUAUUUUUCAUAGAAAGAAUAAACCAGGGAAUCAUGUGACAGGUUAUCUAUAAACGUGUUGAUGGAAUAAAAUGGAAGAGAUGCUGAAGAAGGCAAAAUGGUUGUGUCUACCUUUCUAUAUAGCUUUGAGUUUCUCAGGUAUGUACUAUACAUAACAAGUAUAUAUUUCAAUAGACAAUAGAAGAAAUCUUUAAAAUGAAGUUUGAACAGAAAUAGACUUUAUCUUUUUCCAGUGAAUACCAUAACCAUACAUGAAAAAAUAUUUAAUAAAAUUAACUGUUGAAUAAAACAAAUUACCUUGACUAUAAAAUUCUUACUUUCAAAACAAAUAUAACUGCAAAAAGUCUUAUAGUUUAUCGCAUAGAUUUAUAAUUCACAGUUUUAUGGUUUAGUGCAUUGGAAUCCAAUGUUUACUCAUAAGAUUGAGUAAAUGAGUAAAUGAAUAGUUAUUACUGAGUCAAGUUCCUACAUUUUGAAAAAGAAAUUAGAAAUGUGGGAAUGAGAAUUCUCAUGACCCAUGUGGUAUUGUAGUACAGAUGAAGGUAUCAGUAUGAGUUCAUAAUUUUAUAUAUAUAUAGGCAUAGCUCUAAGUAAAGAUAUAAAUAUGAGAUUUUAUAUUCAAGGCUAUACCUGUAUCUCCUAGCUCUACUCAAAGGAUGAAGAUGCUCUGCCCAUUUAAAGGAAUCCAGAUUCCUUGCAAUCCAUAACUUUAGAACUGAGACAAAAAAGGUUUAAUAUGAGCUUUCUGCACUAGGAGAAAGAAAACACUCCAGAAAGAUGAAGCUUCCACAAGAGCAACACAGCAAAUAGUGAUAUCAUAGCAUUAUGGUUUGUGUUUAGAGGUCCCCCCAAAGCCUCAUGGAGAUGAGGUGGGACUUUCUUUUUCAGCAUCGCCCUAAUCCCGGUAGUCUGAAUAAGAUAAAAGGUGCAGAAAGAUGCUGGUAACUCUCUUGUUACCUUUGCUGCCUUGUGUGUGCCAUGUCGUUUCUGCUUUGCCAUGCUUGUUUGUCAUCCCUGCCUUGGAGUCAACCGAUUAUGAACUGAAACCUCUAUGAACUGUAAGUGAAAUAAACCCCUUCCUUUCCAAUGUUGG
Heterocephalus glaber (naked mole-rat) is the source of this 3256-nucleotide messenger RNA. It is a transcript of the gene Ugt3a1, whose product is annotated as UDP glycosyltransferase family 3 member A1. The record is from RefSeq and is a predicted model, not a curated record. Gene Ontology annotation, molecular function: glucuronosyltransferase activity. Lineage: Eukaryota; Metazoa; Chordata; Mammalia; Rodentia; Bathyergidae. Gene Ontology annotation, cellular component: UDP-N-acetylglucosamine transferase complex.